Messenger RNA from Frankliniella occidentalis (western flower thrips), 5027 nucleotides. Its product is annotated as synergin gamma. The record is from RefSeq and is a predicted model, not a curated record. NCBI's taxonomy places the organism in Eukaryota, Metazoa, Arthropoda, Insecta, Thysanoptera, Thripidae. Gene Ontology annotation, cellular component: clathrin coat of trans-Golgi network vesicle. Gene Ontology annotation, molecular function: protein binding. Bases 547 to 3519 code for a protein of 990 amino acids. The transcript has 12 exons.
CCAUAUUUCAGAAUAAUUUCAUCAUAUAGUAUGCUUAUACAGUUACAUGGUCUUACAUAUACUGCAGUCUAGUUCUGACGUACGAAUUUGAGUUGUUGUAGUGAAGGUUAUGAAAACAUUUUGACAGGAACAGGGAAUUUCCUUUCUUGUUUUCAUCUAUCUGUUUCUUCGCAUUACACUCAAUCAUUUUUAAUUUAAUUAUGUACUUGAAAUUUUGUGAAAUAAUGGGAUAGACCUUCAUGCAUGUAGCAAUUUGACUGUGCAAUCGCAAUGCAUUUGUCUCAUAGUAAUUUAUUUGGAAUUUUGAGGUUCUCUUUGGUAUUUUGUUUGUUUUUGUUUUUUUAUCGUUAUUGCCGUACUCCGAAAUCAUGCCCUGCAUCUAACAUCAUUGUGGCAAAACGUAGAAAUAAUGCCUAUUAGCUUUUAAGUAUUGCCAGAAUAUUCUCCAAAGACACAAGAGGUUUCUAUGGCUUCCUCAAAUAUCAGUGGAAAAUAAUUCUAUAUCCAUUAUGGAUUCGUAAAUUUUUAAUAUUUUCAUGAGAAAACAUGUUUCCCCAACAAGGCUCUGGGAUGAACAGACCAGUCCACCCUCCUCCUUCAAUGCCAUCUGGUUCUAUCCAAGGUUUUCCUGGAAUGCCUUCGAGCACUAUGAUGUCAGCUGGUGUCCCUGCAGCAGGAUAUGGCCUGCAGCAUGGCUUUGUGGGAAAUAUGCCUAUGGCUCCAAUGUCAUCUGGUCCUGUGAAUGUACAACCUAUUCAGAAUAAAAUGUGGCAGCAAAAUCAACAACAAAAUUUUAAGCCACAAAAUAUGCAAAAUCAGCAGCUGCUUCAGCAAUCUCAACAAAAAGAUCAUAAGCACCGAGACUAUCUGAAGCAGCAACAGCGGUUGAAGGCAAUGCCCCUUUCUUCUAGCCAGGGAAUGAGUGCUGAUACUUUAAUUGGUAACCUCAUGGAUAAGAAGGAUACAUUUACACCAAGGCAAAAUUCUCAGGGACAAAUAAAACAACCUGGUGAUCGACCUGAAUUAUUGGGGCAACAGGGGAGACAACCAAUCCAGCCAAAUCAGCCAAAUAUAACAGGAAGCAGAGGUGCUGGUGGGUCAACUAAUCCUAAUGACAAUCUUCCUGGGUGGCUAAUUCCAAAUUCUGCAAGACUCCCCCCCAUAUAUUCUCAUAUUUGGAGCCUUGUCAAUGACCCUGCUUCUGGAGGUGUGCUAGUAGACACAAACAAAAUACUGGCCUUACUUUUGACAAGCAGUUUGCCCAAAGAAGUUCUUGGUUUCAUCUGGAACCUAGCCACUAAUGGUGCAAAUGUUCAAUUGAAUCAGCAGCAAUUGUAUAUCACUUUAGCGCUUGUUGCGCUUGCUCAGAUGGGCUGUACAUUUAACAACCUCAGUGUACUGAACUUCAUUCCAACACCUCCGAUACCAACUUUUAAUAUGAAUGUGCCAAAGUCUUCAGUAGAUGAGAAACAAAAGCGAUCUGAUUUAAAUAUGAAGCCUCCUGCUCCGAACGCUGCUGCAAUAGCCCUUCCUUCGUCAUCUUCCACUUUGGUUCCAACAUCUGCGCCAGCACCAUCAUCUGCUCCAAUUCCAACUCAGGCUGAUGAUGAUGACUUUGAUGAUUUCACUGACUUCCAAAGUGCUGACACGUCUGCAGCACCAACUUCUAAUCUUCCAAAUUUAUGUAACUCUUUACCAGCUACUGCAGUUAUCCAACCAUCAAUGGCUGCAAAACAGGUUGUUAAUGAGUUAAACCACAGUGUGGUCAACAAAUUGGGACGUAGCCAGGGCCGUUCAAUUGGAAGUAGACUGGCAAACCAUACACUAGGUGCACCAAAAUCCAAUCAAAAACCUCGACGUGCUUCCAUGGACAGUGAUAAUUUUUACAUUCAAGAUGACUUUGCUAUAGGUUUUGAGAGAAACCAAAAUCAAAUGAGAGAUCAAAGAGGGGCAGAAAGAAAUGAAGAUUUAUCUGAAAGUGAGGACUUUAGUGACUUUCAGGUUGCUGCUGGGCUAAACGUAAAUGUCGAUGAGCUGUUUCCGAAAUGCCACCCAAAGUCCAAAUCUCAAGAUCUGGUUCUAAAAGAAAGUGCUAUAAGGAAUGAAUCUGAUGAUGAAAGUUUUAUUAUAAAUAAGGAAGAGGAGCUCCUCGACUUUGACUCUUCUACUAAGCCACCACCUGUGGAACUCAAAAGCAGACCAACAACAGUAGAAAUUCCACUAGUUGCUCCACCACCAAACAAAGCUACCAAAGAACUAAUGUUGGUUGAAGAGGACAAAUACAGUGCCUUGCGAUUAAUUGGGCUUGACAGCUCGGGGAAUACUGCUUCCCAAACAUUGGGAGCUACUUCCAAGAGUAGUGACACAGAUGACUUUGGUGAUUUUGUCUCAGCAGAUGACUUGUUUGCAGAAAUAGCUGAGAGAGAUACUGGAAAUUCGGUCAAGCCAAUCAAUCCUCCAACAGACAGCAACCAACAAGUACCUUCUGUUCUUAAUGUCAAAUUUGCUAUUGAUGAUUGGGGCCCCUCUGUUUUCCAGAGCUCUCAGGCUGUUCAGAAUUCUGUAAACACUGUUCAAAAUUUGUUUGAGGCAGCUCCUACUGCUGAACCAAAAAAUAAGUUUGAAGAUUUAUCUGCAGCCUUUGUGGAUUUAGAUAUUUCAAAAGAAAGUGGAGAUCUUCUCACAAAAACUGAUGCUCCCUCAUCAUGGAGCUUUGAUCUAGACCUAGGAAAAGAAUCUGCUGGAUUGAAUCUCAAUUUGAACUUCAGUAGUGUGCAUGACAAUGCCAAUGAUGAUGAUUUUGGUGAUUUUGUUGGCCCUGAUUCAAGCCAGAUUGAAGACACAAACUGUAAAGCUGCAUCAGGCUUCCUUGUUGACCAAUUAUGGUCUGAGGAUAGUUCCAAAAUGAUGCCAGGCUCUCUUUCAGAUAAUAAGUCUGUCAGUAGUCUUGAACUGCCAGGUGUUACCCUAAGCCGUCAUGGAUCUCUUCCUUCUUUAGAUCUGAAUCUUUUCCCAACCACAGACGACCUGACAGACAAAGCUAUGAACUCAGAAGUUUCAGACUGGCUCAGAUGCUUGGAUAGUUCGUGCUCACUACUUCAAGCUUCAGCCAGUACUUUUACAAAUAUUACAUCUCACUCUGUUCUGCUUGAAGUUUUGGGAACAGCAGAGGGGCGCAAUUUCUUGAAUAAUCUCUUAGAAGUCCACAGAGUUACUUGGAGGAUCCAGAGAAGUUAUCAGCGGUCUGGUCAUGAAUCAAAUCAAGUGGAGACAGUUUUAGCCAGUAUUCAAAAAGUUUGGUCAACUUUACAAACGUUUUACAAACUUGCAAACAUUGAAACAGCUGUUGAAAAAGAUGGCAGUGAUGAAGAAAGUGGACAACCUGCUUGUGGAGUUUGCGGAAGUCCGGCCAGUCGUAGUGUGUUAGAGUAUGGGGGACAUGUGUAUCAUGCUCCUUGUGCCAAUUUGUGGCUUAACUCCGUUGACCGGACUUUACCCUCACAUUUAUCAUUGCUUUAAAGACGUAAUGUAUCAAGAAAACCAAACUACCUUAAUGCUUCAAAUCGACUUAAUUUUGGUGCUUAGCUUAAGAUAAAAUGGCCCAAAAAUCUUAACCACCGUGGCUCCCACGUUUACCAAAAUUUUGGCAACCACUUUCUGCCUGCCAGAUUUUGACGUUCUUUUAGAGACUGCCACUUGUUAACCUCCUUUUGGCUUCUUUAGAAUGCCAAAAUUUGACCUCCUCUGAAAGAAGGAAAUUUUGGAAAGCAAAGCGGCCACAGUGUUUAGAGUGAAGGCUGCAUGCAUAUGCCUGUUUUUUGGGUAUUGUGUGAAACUACAUAGUUUUCUCCUUUCUUUUGUGGCUUGAGCAAAAUGUACUGUUAUUGGCUAUGAUAUGUUAGCUCCUCAUCCUAAAACUCAUUCUACCAACAAAACAAUAGCUAAUGAAUCUCAAAAAGUUGUUUUAAUUUAUGUAGACAAAGACACAGUACAGCAAUCUCGUCUAUUGAUUCAUUUUGUAGAAAUAGGAUAUCCCUUUUGCAUUUUUUCUUGGAGGGGGGGGGGUGCCUUAAACAUUGCUUAAGCCAUUCAAUGUUUACCAUGUGAUUUCUUUUAUUUUCUAAUCUUAGGUAAUAACCAGGAAGUGGUCAUAAAAGUAGCCAAUUAUUCUCUUCCAGUGUCCUUCAUAAGUCUGAUCGCUUUUUAGAUAGUCAUCCUUACAUAUGUAGAUGCAUCAGUUCUUAGAAAAUUUUCGCUUUUAAUUCAACCUGUUUUGAAGUAUCGUACUUUAGCUUCUCAGAGUUCAUGUGGUGUCCUGGUUAAAAAUGUGAUUCAAAAGUUUGUGUUUUUGUUAGUUUCUGCUUUGCUACUGAGCCAUUGAGAAGGAUUGAUGGAAAAUUGUUCUCCAGAGAAUCAUUAUGAAACUCUUUUAUUUAAUUAUUUUACUGUAGAUGUAUUUUAUUUCUGCUUUUUAAUAUAUCGCUUGGUUUGGUUCUGAUAUUAUGUUAGUCUAGUCAUAACAAAAGCCUUUCAAUGCAUGCUCAAGAUAUUUUUGUAAUGUGAAGUGUAUUGGGUUGUCUGAAAGUUUUGGAUAACAAAUGAAACCUUGUUAGUAGCUUUGUCUGAUUAGAAUAAUUUUUACUCUUCAAUUGUGAUCUGUAGACUGCACAACCAUAUUUCCCAACAGUAUUUGAUUGACUUCUGUAGCAUGUCCAUCUUUACAUUACAUCUUUUUCAAGCAUGUGUGUAGGCGUCUGAGAGCUCGUUGCCGUCCGCAUAAUCAAUGUAUUAUUGUUAUUAUAUCAUAUUUGAGAUUACCUAUCUGUUUCCUUUUGGAGACUUUUUGAAAUGAAAUAUUCUAUUAUGUAUUGUUACAUUUUUGAUGAAAAACUAUUAGGCUACUGGAGUCUUAUUUUAAAACAUUCCCAUACUAUGUACGAAGUUGUUGAUUUUAAUGUUAUCUCUGCUAAACUAUGAUGUAGCAUAAGAGUUACCAAAUCUAGCCUAAUAAAUUAUCAUCCCUCCAA